CCCUCACCCUACCGAGCCGUAUGAUUUGGCUGUAUCACACCUAUUAUCACUUUCGUUAUAUUUCGUACUUUUUAUACUCGAAUCAGGCAAUCAGUUCGCGAUUCUGGACUACAGAGCAUAACUUAAACGAGAUUGAAUAGAUCCAUGGCCGAAGCUCUUCGAGUCCAAAGGCUAUUUUUCAUUUUCUGCCUUCUUGUGGGCUUUGUUAUUUCUUCAUUUCCAUUUUCUGUCCUCGCUAAAUCUGGUCGACCGAUCUCUCAGGAUAAUGAGAUCAGAGAGAGAAAAAAAGCUUGUUAUGACGAUAUUGAAAGUGGGUUGUGGGGGUGGGAGUGCAAGUCAUCGAUGAUAGCGAAGGAGAAUUGUGCCAUUCGGUGUCUCUCUCCUCCUUGUUACGAGCUCGUAUAUGAAAGUGAUCCGCUCGAGGAAGGAGAGAAAGAUUUCAUAAGAAGCCAAGAGUACAAGUACUGCAUGCACAAGUUAUACUAUCAAUUUGAAGGUUAUCGAUGGGAGAGACCUUAGAGGGUGUUAAAGGGGCAUUUGAUUAUUAGAAGAAAUGAAGAAGGCAGAAUGUUGGAUUAUUUUUUUCUUCAACGAACUCUAUCUUGUAUAUUGAUGUAAUAAUGUGUAAAAAUAGAGAAAGUUACUAUUUCAGCUCUUUUGCCACUCUCUUUGGGGUUUUCUGAACCUCUUUUUUUUUCUUCUUGUAUGUGAGAGCAAGGAUUUGUUUUGCUGUAACCAAGCCGUUGUUACCUUCUGCUUA
Molecule: messenger RNA, 760 nt
Organism: Macadamia integrifolia
Lineage: Eukaryota; Viridiplantae; Streptophyta; Magnoliopsida; Proteales; Proteaceae
Exons: 6
Coding region: 145-519 (124 amino acids)
Source: RefSeq, a predicted model, not a curated record